Messenger RNA from Suillus subaureus, 1092 nucleotides. RefSeq names its product MAGE family-domain-containing protein. The coding region runs from base 1 to 1092 and encodes 363 amino acids. Gene Ontology annotation, biological process: DNA repair. Lineage: Eukaryota; Fungi; Basidiomycota; Agaricomycetes; Boletales; Suillaceae. The record is from RefSeq and is a predicted model, not a curated record. Gene Ontology annotation, cellular component: nucleus. The transcript is spliced from 5 exons.
AUGAACAUCAACGGAAGUCAAGCAAGGCUCGCUGAAUCUGAUGCAGACGCAGUGAGUAGCCCGCAUCCCGGUGGGGAUUUCCCGAUGUCGGAGAGCGCUCCAAGUGAUCUUGUAAGAUUCGCUCUUUUCAUGGAGCAGAGGCGAACUCUUAUACGCCGAGAGGAUAUCAACAAGAAGGUCCUGGCUUCUAACUCGCGUUUAUUCAAUCCUGUGCUUGAAAGAGCGCAAAAGCUCCUAAAGAAAACCUUUGCGAUGGAACUCGUGGAACUUCAGUCGCGAAACUAUCGUGAGCAAGAUAAUGUCGUAGCUGGUGACGACCUUCAAGAGGCACGCAACGCUACCGGAGUAAAGAAGAAAACUGCGGCUGCAGGAUCAAAGACAUAUGUUCUUCGUUCUGUUCUUGAUCCCAUUAUUAUCGAGGAAGCAGCACGUACGGACGAACGGCUGUAUGAAGAACAGAUUGCGGACUGCCAAGAAGACGGCGAUGACGACGACGACAUGCCGAGAAGCUACGGAUGCAUCAUCUCUUGGAGCACUGCAGAUCAACUCGGAGCCUUGGGUGUUUUACAUGUCAUUCUAGCAAUCAUUCUCGCCAGCGGACGAUCCAUGACGGACUUGGAGUUACGUGCCCACUUGAAACGUCUCGGCCUCUCAUCAAAUGAGUCCAUAUCCAUGAACGCCCAGUCUACGCACAAGUCCCUUCCUAUAGACACAUAUCUUGGCCAGCUGAUGAAGCAAGGAUACAUAGACCGUAUCAAGCUAGGCGACACGAAGGCAGCUGGCGGAAAACGGGGUCGCGCUCCUGCAGCGACUCAAGCCAAUCAAGAUGAAACCCAAGCAUUUGAAUGGCAUUGGGGCCAUCGCUCGUACAGCGAAAUAGGAGAACAGGCUAUUGCUACAUUCGUCGCUGAAUUUAUGGUGGAACGCAACCGUGAUAAUGAUGCCGAGGACGAUGAUGAGGACGGCAAAGCUGCGCAGGGCAGGGGAAAGGGAAGAGCCAGCGCUGCGGAUGGUGGCGGAGACAAGAAGCUGAAGAACGUUUACGGAGCAAUUGAAAGGGCGGCCGGGGGUAACCUGUCAGAUGUUAAAUGA